GAGAGGGAGAGAGGGAGAGAUGGAUGUGUGAUGAUGUGACUUGGUGUGAGUUCUCAGAGUCACGUUAGAGGAGAAACAGAGUCCGGAUCAACCAGAGAACAAACCACGAGGUUUUAAAUCAUCUGAGCGGGAGAGAGAGAGACGCCAUGAUGAUUUAAAAUCAACACCUGCUGAUGUCACGAGCUCACACCUGUCCGUUCUUCUAAAACUCCGCGUCGUUUUAACAUGUCUGGAGAGUUUGGGCGUAAAAGUGCGCGCUGCUGCGUGGCGCACCAUCUUUAUCUUCAUCUUCACCGGAUCUAGAGCCGAGCAGGAGCCGAGCAGCAGCCGAGCAGGAGCCGAGCAGGAGCCGAGCAGGAGCCGUCAGAGCGUCUGAAAAUGGCUGAGCUGCGUCCCGCCCGGAGCCGCUCCGCUCCGAGGCUCACCGCCGUCUUCUGCGUCUUGCUGCUGGUCUCCGUGUCCGUGUCCUCCGCCAGCCAGGAUGUUGUUUCUGGAAACAACGAGACUCGGACACGGAACCCGACCCGGGUCCCCGAGGAGGACCCCCACCACCAGACCAACUCCACGGCUCACAGGAAGGCUUUCCCCGUCCUCUCCUUCAACUACGAGCACGUCAGGAAGCCGUUUGAGAUCUCCCUGUGGAUCCUGCUGGCUCUGCUCAUGAAGCUGGGUUUCCACAUCAUCCCCCGAGUGUCUCACGUGGUCCCAGAGAGCUGUCUGCUGAUCGUGGUCGGUCUGCUCGUCGGCGGCAUCAUCAAAGCGAUCGGAGAGGAAGCCCCCAUCCUGGACUCCAAGCUCUUCUUCCUCUACCUGCUGCCGCCUAUCAUCCUGGACGCCGGCUACUUCCUGCCCAUCCGCCCCUUCAUGGAGAACAUGGGCACCAUCCUGGUGUUCGCGGUGGUGGGCACGCUGUGGAACGCCUUCUUCGUGGGCGGGAUGAUGUACGGCGUGUGUCAGAUCGAAGGGGCCCAGCUGAGCGGCGUUGACCUGCUGUCCUGCCUGCUCUUCGGCUCCAUCGUCUCGGCCGUCGACCCCGUGGCCGUCCUCGCCGUGUUCGAGGAGAUCCACAUCAACGAGCUGCUGCACAUCCUCGUGUUCGGGGAGUCGCUGCUCAACGACGCCGUCACCGUGGUCCUGUAUCACCUGUUCGAGGAGUUUUCCCACGCAGGGACGGUGACCGUGGGCGACGCCCUCCUCGGUGUCGUCUGUUUCUUGGUGGUGUCCCUGGGGGGCAUCAUGGUGGGGGCCAUCUACGGCGUCCUGGGAGCUUUCACUUCCCGCUUCACCUCUCACACCCGCGUCAUCGAGCCCCUGUUUGUUUUCCUCUACAGCUACAUGGCGUACCUCUCUGCCGAGGUCUUCCACCUGUCGGGCAUCAUGUCGUUGAUUGCGUGCGGCGUGAUGAUGCGUCCGUACGUGGAGGCCAACAUCUCCCACAAGUCCUACACCACCAUCAAAUACUUCCUGAAGAUGUGGAGCAGCGUCAGCGAGACGCUCAUCUUCAUCUUCCUGGGCGUUUCCACCGUGGCCGGUCCUCACGCCUGGAACUGGACCUUUGUCAUUUUCACCGUCAUCAUCUGUUUAGUGUCGAGAGUUCUGGGCGUCAUCGGUCUCACCUACGUCAUCAAUAAAUUCCGUAUUGUCAAGUUGACCAAGAAGGACCAGUUCAUCGUGGCCUACGGUGGCCUGCGAGGUGCCAUCGCCUUCUCUCUGGGCUUCCUGCUGACCAACAGCAAGUUGAAGAACAUGUUCCUCACCGCCAUCAUCACCGUCAUCUUCUUCACUGUGUUUGUGCAGGGGAUGACCAUCCGGCCUCUGGUGGAGCUCCUGGCAGUGAAGAAGAAGAAGGAGAGCAAAGGGUCAAUUAACGAGGAGAUUCACACACAGUUCCUGGAUCAUCUCCUCACGGGGAUUGAAGACAUCUGUGGACACUAUGGACACCAUCACUGGAAAGACAAGCUCAACCGCUUCAACAAGGCCUACGUGAAGAGGUGGCUGAUCGCCGGCGAGCGCUCCACCGAGCCGCAGCUCAUCUCCUUCUACAACAAGAUGGAGAUGAAACAGGCCAUGAUGCUGGUGGAGAGCGGGAGCGCCGCCAAGCUGCCCGCCAUCGUGUCCUCCGUCUCCAUGCAGAACAUCCAGCCUAAAGGUCCGGUCAGACAGCGAGCGAUACCGAGCAUCUCCAAGAGCCGUGAGCAAGAGAUCAGGAAGAUCCUGCGAGUGAACCUGCAGAACACCAGACAGAGGCUUCGCUCCUACAGCAGACACGACCUGAUGAUCGACCCGUUUGAGGACAAUGUGAGUGAGGUUCGCUUCAGGAAGCAGAGGGUGGAGAUGGAGAGGAGGAUGAGUCACUACCUCACGGUUCCUGCAAACCGUCAGGAAACUCCACCAGUGAGAAAAGUCUGCUUCGAACCAGAACACCAGGUUUACACCUACGAUGACGGUGAGAGCCCGAGGGGGCGGGACUCUCGGCCUCAGCCCCGCCCUCCUGAUGCCGUCAGCCUGUUGAACGAGUCUCAGCCGCGGCCCAAUCAGAGCAGCACGCCGCGAGCUGAAGGCGACAUGGAGCUGAAGGCGAAGGCUCCAGACGAUCAGGAGGAGCAGGAGCAACUGAAGCUAUCACGCUGCCUCAGUGACCCGGGUCCAAACCAGGAGGGGGCGGGGGAGGGGGACUCCUUCCUGUCAUGAUGAAGCACAAACAUACAGUACUUGAAAGUGAAGGAUGUUUUCUCGUCAUCACUCGUGAUCUGACUCGAUGGAAGUCGUAGCAAAGCUUCAUAUUUAUAUUUCAGUAUUAUUUUUUAUCUUGUGAUAUGGGAUUUUGGAUUUUGUCUUUUUCACAACUUAUGAUUUUAUCAUAGUUACUACCAAAGCAGGCUCCACCGGCCGUCUGCUGCUUCAGGAUCAUGUGACUGGAAUGAGCCACAUUUUGUCUCAACAUGCAGAUCUGCAACAAGUCCCACAACAAAGACAGAGCACUUCUUUUAACAAACUUGAAGCACCAGACGGGUGGAGUUUACCCACCUCAAAGCACAGUAUAACUACGCCGUAAAGUAGAGCCCGAACGAUAUGUCAGAAAGGCAACAGCAAACAACGUCACAGGCGUUUUUAAGAUAUGUUUGAGUUCAUGUGUCUGUCAACAAUUUGAUCCAGACUGAAAAAUCUUACUGGACAAACUGCCAUGAAAGUUUGUACAAACAUUCAUGGUCCCCAGAGGAUGAAUCUCUCUCACUUUGGUGAUCCUCUGACGUUUCCUUUCGUGCCAC
This is a messenger RNA of Seriola dumerili (greater amberjack), 3269 nucleotides long. RefSeq names its product Na(+)/H(+) exchanger beta-like. Gene Ontology annotation, molecular function: sodium:proton antiporter activity. The transcript is spliced from 12 exons. Gene Ontology annotation, biological process: proton transmembrane transport; sodium ion transport; regulation of pH. Bases 379 to 2691 code for a protein of 770 amino acids. Gene Ontology annotation, cellular component: membrane. The record is from RefSeq and is a predicted model, not a curated record. Lineage: Eukaryota; Metazoa; Chordata; Actinopteri; Carangiformes; Carangidae.